AUGGGCCAAUUGUCGAAGGUGGGCCGCGACUGGGUCGGCGCCGCCCAGUCCGCCUUUACGGUGGCAGCCCAUAUGCCCUCGGCCCUGACGGCCGAGCAAAUCCAGGAACUAUUCGAACGCGUCGAGAAUGGGGUCGACGUCUCCGGGGAUUAUGCGGCCACCGCCGAAAUUGGCAGUCUGCGGAAUCAGAAUGGCGAAAGCCUCCUCCAAGUCGCCGCCAAGGCCAACAACCAGCCAGUGCUUCGGUUUAUCCUGCCAGAGAGCGAUCUCGACGAUACGGACAACGAUGGCUGGAGUGCGCUGUUGAUCUCGGCAUUUCACGGACACCCCGAGAUCGUCUCUUUGUUGGUCGAUUCGGGAUGCGCCGUGGAUCAGCCGGAUUUGAUGGGCUGGACACCGCUGAUGUGGGCCGUCUACAAGAAUCAACCGCAAAUUCUGGAAUUUCUGCUAUCACAUCGGGCCCACGUGAAUUUAAUCGACGAAGAAGACGGGUUAACACCGUUGAUAGUAGCGGCCGGAAGAGGAUUUACGGAUUGCGUGAGAAUCCUGAUCGGCCAUGAUGCGCAGGUGAACGCCUGCGACAAGUUCGGCUCGACGGCGUUGAUCUGGGCGGCGCGGAAGGGCCACCUGCCCGUUGUACAAAUUUUACUAAACGCCGGUGCCGAGGUGGACGCCGUUGGAAUGUACUCCUCCACGGCGUUGAUGCUGGCUACGCGGGGCAACUAUUUGCACGUGGUCGACCUGUUGUUGUCGAGGGAUCCGAAUGUUAAUGUUGUUGAUCAGAAUGGCCUUUCCGCCCUGUCGAUCGCCGCCAAGGAGGGAUAUGCUGAUAUCUGCGAUUCGUUGAUAAAAUGCGGGGCUUUUGUGAACCAGGUGGAAAGAUACGGAAACUGGAUCCUGUCGAGUGCUGUCCGCUCCGGAAACGCAAACAUCGUCCGGAUGCUCCUUGAAAAAUAUGCGGAUAUUAACUGCCAAGACUCGGAUGGCCGCUCCCCGCUUCAUCUCGCCAUCGACAAGUCGUUCAUGGACAUUGUACUGAUUUUGCUGGAAAAACGGCCGAAUUUGGAGCUGAAAAAUCGGGAAGGCGACACACCAUUGAUGCGAGCGGUGAAGAGCCGACACGUAGCGCUGUGUGACCUUCUCGUCAAGGCCGGCGCGAAGAUCAGCGCCGCCGACAGGGAGGGGGACAACGCGUUACAUUUGGCGUUGCGAGCCCGUAGCAAACGCCUCGCUACCGUCCUCCUCACCAACCCGCAGGACUCCCGGUUACUGUACCGGCCGAAUAAAUUGGGCCAAACCCCCUACUCGAUCGACCAGCAAAAUCCGCAACCGAUUCUACCCCUGAUUUUCGGGCCCGUCGACGCGGAGCAACAUUUAGACGCCAUGCUAGGAUACGAUAUUUAUAGCAACGUAAUAGCCGAUAUUUUGUGCGAGCCAAAUCUUCAACUGCCGCUUACGCUGGGUCUCUACGCAAAGUGGGGAACCGGCAAGUCCGUACUGCUCCAAAAGGUCAAGGAGUCGAUGAACGCGUUUUCGAGGAGUUGGCUAGAUGGCAUGCAACUACGAUGGUCCAUGCCCGUGCUCUUCUACCUCCUCCUCGCCGUCACCGUCGUCACCCUCUCCGUGGCAACCGUAAUCUCCAUCUUUGGCAGUGUUCAUCUCCUGAUUACCGUCGGCGUCGUCGGGCUGGUCAUCUACCUGGUGUUGGGCGGGUUCUACUGCGUCACCUACUACGGUAGCGAGCACAAGAUGUGGGUGCGGAGUAUGAUACUUGGCGAGCAUGUGGCUAGGAUUUUCGCUCAUGUUAGGUUACUUUUCAAUGUUAUAAUGCUGUACGCACCGCAACACUCUGAAAAAGAUAUGGUAUCGAAUCCGGUGUGCUUCUUAUUUGCGGAUUAUCAUCGACUGUCGUCUUUUGGAGGGGAACAGGCGCUGGCAAAAAUUGUGGUGACCCUCUUCGAGGCGGCCGAGAAUCACUUUGGCGUGCUGCCAGUGAGAAUCUACUGCGCGCUGAGGGGGAACACCUAUUACAAUACCCUCCAGGGCUCCCUCCGACGUCAUUGUGGAGUACCAGUCGUACUCCUUGCUGCCGCCAUCAUCCUCUCCCUCAUACUGUUCGAGAGUUUCAUGAUCGCGUGGCUCUUCUCGGGCAGGACGUUCAACACCGGAUCGAGCAGCUACCUCUUCGUGUCAUUGGUGUUCCUCGUCUUCCUGAUUCUGAUGCUGGCCUACCCGCUCUUUGUGGCCGUACGCCAUGGUACUCAGAACGUGCCGAAGGGGAGGAUCAACUCGGCCGCUCGGGCCAUGCACAAGCUGAGAUUUGAGGGCCUUAUGCACAAGCUCCAGACUGAGGUCGACCUCCUUGCUGACAUGAUCCGCUCCCUUGACGCGUUCACCAACAGCCAGACGCGACUUGUCGUCGUAGUAGACGGACUCGACAACUGCGAGCAGGAGAAGAUGGUGACCACGCUGGACUCGUUGGAGUUGUUGUUCUCGGCGAGAAAGAAUCGGCCCUUUGUCGUGGUCAUCGCCGUCGAUCCGCACAUCAUCAUCUCGGCGAUGAAUCACAAUAUUCAUAGUGCCCUCUCCGGAACCGACCUGACCGGUGCCGACUACCUGAAGAACAUCGUCAACAUGCCCUUCUUCCUGCACAACUCGGCCCUGCGCCAGUUGCAGAACAGGCUGCGCGAGAAGCGGGAGACGUACCUCGACUGGAAGGAGCGCUUCCGGCGCCAGGACACCUUCCAUGGGUCCCACCUAUCGUUGAGCGGGGCUGGCCUCGGGAAUUCGACAGCCAGGAAGCAGACCCAGUCGGCGCUCAUCGUCGAAAAGCGAGAAGGCGUCGAACAGCCCCAACUUGAGGAGCGGCCGCUUGGGUUGAGCGGCACGGCCAAGCAUCUCUUUACGGACGAUAAGACCUGGCAAAUGGUAGAAGUCCCCCUGGCCGAGAUGCGCAUCGACCAACUCGUCCAGCUAAUCAAACGGCUCGACAUCCCGCAGAAACGGCUUGACACCCUGAUCGAGAAAUUCCGGGCGUUGAACCUGAACGGCUUGGUGUUGUCGACGUGUCAGCUGCCCGAGCUGCAGGCGGCAUUGGAUGCCCCAAGCAUCGUCGCCUCGACCCCGCUGCCAAACAUGAGCCGGAAACGGGCGACCGUCUCCGAGCUGGCCACCCAGAUGACGGUAGAUGGGCAGCACGACGCUUUAAUGGCCAGUCUGGCGGAUAUGGACGCGCAGGAGACGGAGGGCGACCUGCCGAAUGGGAGUGUAUCGGGAGGAGCAUCAGGUCAAUAUGACGAUGAUGGAGCCGCAACCUCACUCGAUUCGACAGAAAGCCGAUUCGGAAGCCGGGAGAAUCUGCUGGAUCUUGACGAUGAGCACGAGCCAAUGUUGAGCAGGCAACCGAGCGCUAGAGGCGAAAUGAUGCGCAGCCUGCGGAACAACAGCGUCCACACGGAUGGGGGCGGAAUUUCGCCCCGCGAAGCGGGGAGUCGCACUUCUUCAUUUAUGGGCAGCCAAGGCUCGGUGGAGAACGAGAACCAACUGACGGUGCUCCGACGUCAAGAACAGCAGGAAGGGAGCCGUUGCAAGGACUAUUUAGACCCGACGACCCGCCCGUGUAGCGCACUCAUC
This is a messenger RNA of Mesorhabditis spiculigera, 3633 nucleotides long. The record is from the annotation of a GenBank genome assembly. NCBI's taxonomy places the organism in Eukaryota, Metazoa, Nematoda, Chromadorea, Rhabditida, Rhabditidae.